AGCAGCUGAAGAAAAGCGAUCGACCUCAUAACGAAUCACGAGUUUUAGUGCCCAGAAGAUAGUGUGGGAGCAAUGAUCAGGUGGCACAGAGGGAAGGCUGUUUUGCUCUUCUCUUUCUCCUUGUCUUCGUGUUCGUGAAUGUACAGCUACUUAGUUUAUAGUUCUAAAAAGUGUUCGUCGUCGUCGCCGGGGCGUAUACCGUGUUGUGUGUGUGCGUUUGUUUGCUUUUCUACUACUUACAUGCUUCACAAUCUUCACAUGCUUAGGUACUUUUCACUAACAUAUUAACAGAGCAAGUGAGAGUUCAGAGUUGUGAGUAUAUAUGUGUAAGUGCGUAGCCCAUUUAAGAGGUCGACGACUGUGGAAUGUCACAACACUCAAUAGCAAGAACACUAGUGUGACAACUCUAAGGUCCGAGGAACGCCCAGGAGGUACGACGGGCUGCUCUCCGCACCAUAUACCUACUUAAGACCAUGUUCUGUUGAAGAAACAUCUCGCUGAAUCUUACCACAAAACCUGCAUUAUAUACCAUACGAUGCGCUGCUAGCAGGCAGCAGCAAAACGGUAACGACGACGACGAUCUGCAGGGAGUGUGCAUCGGUGCAGUCUGCUGGAACUGCAGCUGGACGACGACAACAGCGGUGGCGGUGGUGGUAAACGGGCGAGGACGAAUAUAACUUGCAAGAACAACUUUUAAGGCACGCAAAAUGUCGAAAAAAGAUGGGAACAAAAUGCUGGUUCACCAGUUGUCAUCUGUGUUGCCAGAUGACAGGCCUAUUACAGCAAUAAACAUCAUAGAGGACAUAGACAAGUGUCCACCGAAUUUCACUGUUGUAUCCAGAACCUAUGAUCUAGAUGCAGACGCGGACCUAUGGCGAGAAAGUGGUUUGUUUAUAAAGAAAAAAUCCAGAUACCUAUGUUUCUCAAAGACUGAAGGACUGCCACACUCUGUGAUUGAAAAAAUAUCCAUUGUUGACGAAAGAGAGCCGCCUCCCGAAGGAUUCAGCAUGAUAUCUCACACUGUAGACACGAUGCAAAAAGCAUGGCGAAAACGACAACUGUGUUAUAAAAUUAGAAAUAAGGAUUUGUGCACAUGUGCGGUAUCAGAUAUUAUUAUUUGCAGUAGGAUUGGCAAGGGAUCCAAAAUGGCACCUAAUGAAUUUACUUUUGCUGGCGUUAUAAAUGGAGUUUACCUUUGUUAUAAAACCGUUCCACUGUCAGCGGCAUCGUUGACCGCUCAGCCAUAUGCCAACAUAGAAUUGUUCCAAACGUCGUCGCCAACACCGUCAAACGGUACGCCGCACAGGCCAGCCCCAGAACGGCCGCCAAAACCGAAAUUCACAUCAAAGCAGCAGCAGUCACCCGCGACAAACGGCCUAUAUCCGCAAAUAAGCCCGGCAAAGUCCGAAGAGGCGGAUCAAGACUACGAGGUGCUGAGCACAAGUGCAAGAGUAAAGCCAACGCGACCCGCGCCAAGGCCACCGCCUAACAAAUCACCCCAGGUCAGCUCCGUGCCAUACGGUACGCUCUCAGGCUCGUCAGAUCUCGAUGGAGUUCCUUUUGCACUUAAUCCUCAACUCAGCUUUGAUACACCGAGUUUGCUUGAUAAGAACUUUCCUGUGAUUAGUAUCCGAACUCAGAAGGAGCUGGAUAAAGAGUAUUUCUACGACUUUCGGACUGAGAGGGAAACUUGAAGUCAUAUCGUGCCAAUUGAAUUGCUUGAAAUGUACGGAUUUUCAGCUAUAUGUAUACAUCUGUAUCGGAUAAUAUGAUAUAGCUCUAGCCAUGUGUAAGAGUGCCUGAACGUGAAUGAUUCAUAACGUGAAAUAAUCAGUUCAAAACGAGACAAACAAAACACAAGCAAUCCAUUCAUCGUCUCGUUGAGUGAUAAAGAAAUGUGGAGUACUAAUAAAUUUAAGUGGUGUCGUUAUGCUCGUUCUGCUCGCUAAUAUAAUUUUCACCCCACAACACGACUUCCACAUUUCUCAUUUCGAAUGUCUAUAAUAGUAGUCACCAUGAGGAUUGUAUUUUUAUAGACCUGCGUUAUUUUAUUGUUCGUAGGAGUUACAUAAAUAUAUAUAUAUAUAUAUUUAAACCUUGUACGAUAUGUUUUAGUUAAUUAUAAAAAAAAGGAAAAAAAAAAAAAAAAAACGAGAAACAAAUACAGAAAUAUUUAACAACACUUUACACUACUGCGUCAAGAGCUUAUAAAUAUUGAGUAAGAAAUUUUUUUAAUAAAAAAAAA
This is a messenger RNA of Copidosoma floridanum, 2245 nucleotides long. It is a transcript of the gene Mvb12, whose product is annotated as multivesicular body subunit 12-like Mvb12. Gene Ontology annotation, cellular component: cytosol; ESCRT I complex. Lineage: Eukaryota; Metazoa; Arthropoda; Insecta; Hymenoptera; Encyrtidae. Gene Ontology annotation, biological process: endosome to lysosome transport via multivesicular body sorting pathway; receptor catabolic process; viral budding. The record is from RefSeq and is a predicted model, not a curated record.